AUGCAAAACCAAAACCAACCCCAACCCCGCAACAACACCACCAGCCAAGCCAGCGCCUCGAUGCUCAGCGACCGGCGCGCCGCCAAAGACCCAGCCUUCGGCGAGAAGCUGCGGCAGAUGGCGCUCCCCCUCGCGCCGCUAGUGCAACUCACAACCGGCGACGUGCACCCGGCGUUCCCGCCGACGCUGCUCAACUUCUGGCUGCUGACGGACGCGCAGCUCGAGGAGCUGGCGCACUUCUACCACCAGCGCACGCCGUGCCGCUGGACCUUCCACUACCCGUGCCCCAUCACGUGGACGCCCGACAUGCCGCUCGAGGAGAAGCGCCGCAAGAUCGGCCGGUUCAUCGGCCUGCGGGGCUGCGAGAGCCCCAUCCGCGUCAAGAGCGAGGAGGACAUCAUGGAGGAGGCCCGGAGGGCGCGGCUCGGCGACGAGGAGGAGAUGUGGAGGCGCAAGAUGCGGUGGUGCUAG
Anthostomella pinea is the source of this 471-nucleotide messenger RNA. The record is from the annotation of a GenBank genome assembly. Lineage: Eukaryota; Fungi; Ascomycota; Sordariomycetes; Xylariales; Xylariaceae.